CCAGCAGGGGGAGCAGAGGAGCCACUGACAGACGGGAGACCGCAGAAGGAGAGGAACUGCAUUCACCGUCAGUUUGAGACUUUUUCACCUGUUUAACAGAAAACACCUGGUCUCCAUGGCAACUGGACGCGUAGUGGAGGUGUACCUGGACCUGCUUUCGCAGCCUUGCAGAGCCGUCCACAUCCUGCUGACCCGCACCAAGAUCCCGCACCGGGUCCACAGCGUGGCUCUGCGGAAAGGGGAACACAGAACCUCGGAGUUCUCCAAGCUGAACCCCAUGCAGAAGGUACCGGUGCUGGUGGACGGCGGCUUCGUCCUCACGGAGAGUGACGCCAUCCUGAAGUACCUGGCCACCACGUUCGACAUCCCUGAACACUGGUAUCCAUGGCAACCGGAGCGACGCGCACGCGUGGACGAGUACAUGGCUUGGCACCAUAGCAACACCAGACCGCAUGCUGCCAAGGUGUUCAUACUGGAGGUUCUGCUCCCUGCUCAGCUCGGCGGCCCGGUGGACCAGCGCCGUCUGGACCGGGCCCUGUCGGACCUUGACGUCACGCUGGAGCGACUGGAGUCCAUGUUCCUGCGGCGCCAGCCGUUCCUCUGCGGUGAUGACAUCACCGUGGCCGACCUGCUCGCCGUCUGCGAGCUCAUGCAGCCUCUGGGAAGUGGGCGGGACAUCCUAAAGGACCGCCCCCCGCUGCGGCGCUGGAGGAGCCGUGUCCAAUCAGCCGUUGGCGAGACAUUUGAUGACGCUCACGCCGUGCUGUUCGCCGUCAGAGACCGCCGCAGCGCCAGGCUGUGACCUCACCAAGGGGGUGGAGCCUCUUCAUCAGGACCGGUGUUCUAGAUUAACUCAGGUGUGCCCAGAACCGGUCCUGUGUGAACAUCUGUCCCUCUGUGCCGGCAGCGCAUUGCAGCCAGAGAGGAUCUGAUCAUUUCCACGGAGCUUCUGAUCGAUUUCUCAGUAAAAACAACUCAGAUAAUCAUGUCAAGGUUGUAACAUUUAGUUUAAUCGGCAGCUGUUGUUUACCAAAUUGUAAAGUAAUUGAAUAAACAAGGUCUUCUGA
Molecule: messenger RNA, 1067 nt
Organism: Gambusia affinis (western mosquitofish)
Lineage: Eukaryota; Metazoa; Chordata; Actinopteri; Cyprinodontiformes; Poeciliidae
Gene: gstt2
Product: glutathione S-transferase theta 2
Exons: 5
Coding region: 116-802 (228 amino acids)
Biological process (GO): glutathione metabolic process
Cellular component (GO): cytoplasm
Molecular function (GO): glutathione transferase activity
Source: RefSeq, a predicted model, not a curated record